AUGGCCGUGGCUCUUAUGGCUUUUCUUCCGUACCUAUCGAACCCACGACUAGAUCCAAGCGAGCCCCCGCUAGUAAAACCCCGGGUUCCUCUUGUUGGACACCUCCUUGGUCUCAUGACGAGCCGGGUCUCUUAUUUCAGCCAGCUCUACGAGAGGACGAACCUCCCCAUAGCCACGCUGCCGAUCAUGAAUAAGAAGCUAUAUGUGAUCUUCUCGGCACCACUGCAGCAGUCUGCAAUGCGGUCCAAGAAUAUGGAGCCUGAAGCGUUUACCGCCAAUUUCAUCCCACGCAUCUUCGGAAUAAAGCAGGGCACCCUCGACGCCAUGCUUGGUCGGGACGGUAUCCAUGAGUCCAUGUCUGGCCCAAUGCAGCGCGUCUUCCAGACCACCCUGUCGGGCGAUGCCUUGCAUGACCUGACGCUGUCCACCAUGGACUGUGUUGCCGACACCCUGAACAUCAUUGGCGGCCGCGGGCUCGAGGUCCCAAACUUGUACAUGUGGUUGAGAGAAGUAAUGAGUUACGCCACAUCGGUGGGGCUCUUCGGCCGGGAGAACAACCCAUACGGCAAGGACCCGACCGUUAUAGAUGCACAAUGGGACUUCGCGGACUACAUGGCGCCUCUCAUGCUCGGCAUCCUCCCCUCCAUCGUGGCUCGCUCGGCACACCUCGCCCGCACGAAGGUGUCAAACGCGCUGGAGCCAUACUACAGACAGCAGCUUGACCAAGACAGCCAGACGAGCGCGUUCGUACGCACCCGCACCAAUCUCAUCCGACAAUACGGCCUCCCCAUCGACGAGAUCUCCAAGAACGAGGUCUCCGUCAUGCUCGCCGCCACAAGCAACACGAUCCCCAUCCUGUUCUGGUACAUCUCCAACAUCUUCCUACGCCCAGACCUCAUCCGCGACCUCCGCUCCGAGCUGACCCAGGCGCUGGAACUCCAGCGCCCCUCCGGCACCGAGGCCAUCAUCACUAUCAAGCUCGCCCACCUCGAGACAAAGUGCCCCCUCCUGACCAGUUGCUACCGCGAAUCUGUCCGCCUGGCCAGCCAGAUCAUCACGUUCCGGCAGGCGCGCGAGGACACGGUCGUCACCGACGGCGGCAGCGGCGGCGGGCGGUCGUACCUGCUCCGCGCGGGCUCGACGGUCAUGAUGCCGGCGCGCGCCGUGCACCGACACCGGCCCAUCUGGGGCGCCGACGCGGACGAGUUCGAUGCCCGCCGCUUCGUCGUCGGCGACGACGACGACGAAGGGGACGCGGAGGGGAGGAGGCGCCUGCGCAAGGUGGCGUGGGUGCCGUUUGGCGGUGGGAGGCAUCUGUGUCCCGGGAGGAGGUUCGCGCUCGCCGAGAACCUCGGCUUUGCGGCGGUGCUGGUGCUUGGGUUUGAGGUGGUCGGUCUGCUGGCGGAGAGGAUUCGUAUGGUUGAGUCGAGGAUGGGCGAGGCGGCGAAGCCGGCGGGGGGGUGGGAGGGGGGACCGGUCGUGGUUGGCAGGAGGGAGGGGUGGGAGGGAGUCACUUGGAAGUUUGCUCUUUAG
Phialemonium atrogriseum is the source of this 1533-nucleotide messenger RNA. Its product is annotated as cytochrome P450. The record is from RefSeq and is a predicted model, not a curated record. The transcript has 3 exons. The coding region runs from base 1 to 1533 and encodes 510 amino acids. Gene Ontology annotation, molecular function: monooxygenase activity; iron ion binding; heme binding. Lineage: Eukaryota; Fungi; Ascomycota; Sordariomycetes; Cephalothecales; Cephalothecaceae.